Molecule: messenger RNA, 2474 nt
Organism: Scheffersomyces amazonensis
Lineage: Eukaryota; Fungi; Ascomycota; Pichiomycetes; Serinales; Debaryomycetaceae
Gene: TUP1
Product: chromatin-silencing transcriptional regulator
Exons: 1
Coding region: 191-2092 (633 amino acids)
Molecular function (GO): protein binding
Source: RefSeq, a predicted model, not a curated record
GGUAAAAUUAAAUUUGAAUUACUUGUUAGGAAAAGCCAGACAUUAACCAGCUUUAAGGUUACCUGUAGUCAAUUAAGUAUCGACACCUCAAAACAAGUUAGGAAACUACUAUACGACAACUUCGACAUUAUAGUCAAAGAUCAUUCAUUAGGUACCCCCUCAUAUCUAGAUUUGCAUAUAUAUACGGACCAUGUCGGUAUAUGCUUCUAAUUCAGCAGCUGUGGCCCAACAGCAACAACAGCAACAGCAACAACAACAAGCUGUAGCCGCUCAACAACAACAAGCAGCUCAGCAAAGACAACAACAUCAACAAAGAUUGAAUGAGUUGUUGGAUGCAGUCAAGCAAGAAUUUGAUUAUGCAUUAAAUGAAGCUUCAAAUUUCAAACAAGUUAAAGAAGAUUAUGACUUGAAGUAUAGUCAACAAACAGCAGAAAUGCAACAAAUUAGACAAACUGUUUAUGAGUUAGAAAUGGCCCAUAGAAAAAUCAAAGAAGCUUACGAAGAAGAAAUUUUGAGAUUAAAGACAGAAUUGGAAAAUAGAGAUAGACAAGUUCAAAUCCAGCAACAGCAUCAACAACAACAGCAGCAACAACAGCAUCAACAACAACAACAACAACAGGCAGCAGUUGCAGCUCAACAAAAGUCUAAUGGGUUAAACUAUGGUGGCUAUCAACAAUCUCCGGUUCAACCACCUGCCGUAGCAGCUGCAACACAACCAAGUGCUGUUACAACUCAACCUGCUACUCAACAAUUACCACCUCCAGUUCAACAAUCUCCUCCUAAACAAGAAGUUAAACCUAUUGUUCCUAAGACUGAAGAAUCAAAUGGUGUAUCUUCUACAUCUACUGCAUUGACAGUAAUUGAUAAAUCUCAAUAUAUUGUUAAUCCAACUCAAAGAGCUUUACAUGUUAAAGAGAUUCCUCCAUUUUUAUCAGAUUUAGAUGUUUCUAAAGCUAAUCCUGAUUUUAAAAAGCAAAAGAUGGAAUAUUAUGUCUUGUAUAAUCCUGCUUUUAGUCGUGAUUUAGAUGUUGAUUUAAUUCAUUCAUUAGAUCAUUCAUCAGUUGUUUGUUGUGUACGUUUUUCAAAAGAUGGGAAAUAUAUAGCUACUGGAUGUAAUAAAACUACUCAAGUUUUCAAUGUUGAAACUGGUGAAUUAGUUGCUAAAUUAAUUGAUGAUAAUAAUUCAAAUGAUACCAUUACAAAUGGUGAUGGAAAUAAAAAUAGUAAUGGAAAUGGAGUUAAUGAUUCUACUGAUUCUUCAACUGCUGGUGGAGCAGGAUCUUCAACUGCUGCUAAUGGUGAUUUAUAUAUUAGAUCAGUAUGUUUUUCACCAGAUGGAAAAUUAUUAGCAACUGGUGCAGAAGAUAAAUUAAUUAGAAUUUGGGAUUUAAGUACAAAAAGAAUCAUUAAAAUUUUAAGAGGUCAUGAACAAGAUAUUUAUUCUUUAGAUUUCUUCCCUGAUGGUGAUAGAUUAGUUUCUGGAUCUGGUGAUAGAACUGUUAGAAUUUGGGAUUUAAGAUCAUCUCAAUGUUCUUUAACUUUAUCAAUUGAAGAUGGAGUUACUACAGUUGCUGUAUCACCAGAUGGACAAUUAAUUGCAGCCGGUUCUUUAGAUAGAACUGUCAGAGUUUGGGAUUCAACUACUGGAUUUUUAGUUGAAAGAUUAGAUUCUGGUAAUGAAAGUGGUAAUGGACAUGAAGAUUCGGUUUAUUCUGUUGCUUUUACAAUUAAUGGUAAACAAAUUGCUUCUGGUUCAUUAGAUAGAACUGUUAAAAUAUGGAAUUUAGAAGGUAAACAAGAUCCUCAAUCUAAUAAUAAAAAAUCGAGUUGUGAAGUUACAUAUAUUGGUCAUAAAGAUUUUGUUUUAUCGGUAUGUUCAACUCCAAAGAAUGAAUAUAUUCUUUCUGGUUCAAAAGAUCGUGGAGUUAUCUUCUGGGAUCAACUUUCUGGUAAUCCAUUAUUAAUGCUUCAAGGUCAUCGUAAUUCCGUUAUUUCUGUGGCUGUAUCAUUAAAUUCUCAAGGUACUGAAGGUAUAUUUGCUACUGGUAGUGGUGAUUGUAAAGCUAGAAUAUGGAAAUGGACUAGAAAAUAAUUGUAAUUGAAGUUGAGUCAACAUUCACUAAUUAAUUAAACAAUUAAGUAAAGACCAUUAUCAUAUAGAUUGCCCAAACAGUGUACCAUUACUACUAGUUAAUACUAGUUAUUUCUAGCUAAUGUCGGAUCUUAUUAUUAUUAUUAUUUUUUUUUUAAAAAGACGACAUGCGCUACCAGUCGGUCGACAAUUGUCUGCAUUUAUUGUUAAUAUUAUUUUAUGUCUGUCUGUCUCUCUCUUAUUAUUUACUGUUGUUGUAUGUUAUACUUAUUUCUUUCUUUUUAUCACCCCCUCCACCUCCUCCCAUCAUGUACUCUGCCUUUAUAUAUUUCUUUGUAUGUAUUGUAAUAAUAUAAGUUAGUUAUACGAAUUGCUAUACGAC